Populus trichocarpa (black cottonwood) is the source of this 1446-nucleotide messenger RNA. RefSeq names its product flocculation protein FLO11. NCBI's taxonomy places the organism in Eukaryota, Viridiplantae, Streptophyta, Magnoliopsida, Malpighiales, Salicaceae. The record is from RefSeq and is a predicted model, not a curated record. Bases 482 to 1204 code for a protein of 240 amino acids. The transcript is spliced from 2 exons.
CAGAAAAAACCAUCCAUUUUCCUUCCUUCUCUCCCUCCCUCUCCUUCCCUUCCCUCACUCUUCUCAGAAACACCCCCCCUCUCCCUCUCACAGCCUGGGACACCUGUUCUACCGUAAUUCCAAAUUAAGAAAAUUCUUAAAAAAUAUUUCACAAAAACCAAGCUUCCAAAAAAACAUUGAAAACCCUUAAUUUUCAAACCAGUUUUUCUUGUCUCUCCGUCUUUCUUUUCUUUUCUUCCUCUUUCUUCUCUGUCUAUAUAUAUACACACACGCUUCCCUCCAUCACAGAGUGGAUGCCGGAGCCAAAAAAAUAGCAUCCCACGUUUCUCCUUCAUCUUCUUUAAUUUAUAUUUAAGUUUCCCAUAUUUUCUUUCCUCUCUUUGUCUGUCUACAAUUCUUGAAUCUUUCUUUUAACUUUCUUUAACGUACACCAAAAGAAAGGAUAAUAGUUACUCGUUAAAGGGAGAGAAGGAAGGAUAAUAUGGGAGCCUGUGCCACCAAGCCUGAGGUGUUGAAGGAGGGUGAGACUCCUGAGCCUGCCAAGGAGGAAGUUGUGGUGGCAACAGGUGGUGAUGUUCAGGUUGAAGAUAAGGUUGUCGCUGUGGAUGAAGAGGAAAAGAAAGUCGUUUUUGAGAAAGAUAUUGGUGAUGCUGGCGGUGAUAAGGUGGAGGAGACUGAGAUUGUUGAUGACAACAAGAGACGAUCUCUAAGUAAUUUGUUCAAGGAGAAUGAAAAAGGGAAGGAGCCAAAAGAAAGUGACAAGGCACCAGCAGAACAAGAGAAACCAGAAACUUCAGAAACUAAAAAACCUACUGAGCCAGAAGUGCCUAAAGAAGAACCAUCAACAGUGAAGGAAGAACCUGUAGUGGUAAUUGAACCAAAAGAUGUAAAUGCUCCUGUAAAGGUAGAGACAGAGAAAGUAACAAGUGAAGUCAAACCAGAAACUUCAGAAACUAAAAAACCUACUGAGCCAGAAGUGCCUGAAGAAGAAUCAUCAACAGUGAAGGAAGAACCUGUAGUGGUAAUUGAACCAAAAGAUGUAAAUGCUCCUGUAAAGGUAGAGACAGAAAAAGUAACAAGUGAAGUCGCAGCAGCAGCAGCAGAGCCCAAAACUACUGAAACAUUAGGGGAGAAAAAACCUGUGGAGACUGAGACUAAAACUACUGAAACAGUAGGGGAGAAAAAACCUGAAGAGACUCCUUGAGGUCUUGGAAGUAAUGUCAAAAGUGUGAUUUUAGCUAUAGAUCUUGACACUUCAGGGUAAAGGCUGUGAUGUGGUGGUUGCCAUGGUACUUUCGCUGCUGCUUUUGUGAGUCUGUUUCUCUUGUUUUCUCACACAUCGAUUUUUCUUUUCAUUUCAGCUUGUUUGACAUCUUUAUAUCUCCAUGAGGAAGGAUUGAUUUAUUAAUUUGUUAGAUUAUAUAUCAACAUAGAUUGUUUUAUGCA